This is a messenger RNA of Pieris brassicae (large cabbage white), 3106 nucleotides long. RefSeq names its product fukutin-related protein. The transcript is spliced from 5 exons. The record is from RefSeq and is a predicted model, not a curated record. Bases 122 to 1624 code for a protein of 500 amino acids. Gene Ontology annotation, biological process: protein O-linked glycosylation via mannose. NCBI's taxonomy places the organism in Eukaryota, Metazoa, Arthropoda, Insecta, Lepidoptera, Pieridae. Gene Ontology annotation, cellular component: Golgi apparatus.
AAAUAUUAAAUAAAAAGACGCAGGAAAUUUAAAUUGAAUAGGCAGUUAAAGAACUUUAUGAAAAAAAUUAUAGUAUGAGUAUAAGCGCUGUAAAAGGAAUCUGGAAUACUAAAGAUUCAGCAUGAAAAUAAUUUUACAUAGAUUACUCCGAGGUCGUCUUUCUUUAAAAGUUUAUGUAUUUAUAAUUUCUUUCAUUGUAUUAUGUGGUUAUAUUUUACCACAUUAUAAAUUUUACCCGAUAGCUCCUGUAACUAUAGCUCCAGCAGUGAACAGUCAUUCAAGGGUCACUAAACACUUAUCAAAAUUAGUAACUCUUGUUUUUCGUCAGUUUGAGGAGUUUGAAAACGAUGUCGCCGAAAGUGUUGCAUCUUUUAUGGGAGCAUAUCCUAAUAUGCAAAUUUUGAUUUUAAACCAAAGUCCACAAUAUCCACCUUAUCAAUUUUCGACAUCAAACAAUACCUUACGUAAUGUGAAAAUAGUAUCGUUAGAUCUUAAACUCGAUUCUUCUCCUAACGAGUUAAAGCCUUUAUCUCACAUUUCUACUGAGUACGUGCUUUUUGUACCGGACUCGACACGUGUGACGCGUCGUGUACUUCAACAAUUACUAUUGGCUGCUACAAGCGCUCCAACUCAAGGCACAGCUGUAGGUGUUGGUGGUUCUCGAUUAGUUUGUCAGCAAGUGAAAUGGAACUUUGUAGAUUGGACCCUGCAGUACAGCAAAGAUUCUUCAGGAAAGAUAUGUGAUGCAGUGCAAGGACAGCAUGCCGUUAUAUUUAAGACUUCAAUAUUACACACACUCCCUGAUCCAUUUUUGUUUCCUUUUCCUGAAUCACUGUAUCUCCAGACUGCAGUGAGAAAAAUCAAAAUACAAAUAAUUGAUGGCAAAUUCAGUUCUGGUAGAAGUGUAUUAAAGACUCCUAUAUCGAAGCAGAAAGCAUCAAGACGGCAACGAGAAUAUAGAAUAGCACUAUAUAAACAGCUAGGUGUAAAAGCAGUUGUACGAGAUGAUGGCAGAGUUCAGUGGUAUGGUUGCAAAAGAGAAACUCAGCGAUGUUUUCCGCCUGUACAAGGUACACCAUCCUAUAUACUUUCUGGCCGAAAUAUUCCUCCUUGUUGUAGGAGAAAUAUACGCAGAACAGCAGCUCAUGUUCUAAGAGCACUAUUACAAGCCGGAGCUAGAUGUUGGCUUGAGACCACUUCACUACUUGGUGGUGUAGUACGGGGAGAUCUUUUACCUUGGGCGGAAUAUGCAGAAAUCGGUAUACACUCGGCUGACUUGCCAAGAGUUUCUUGGCUCCAACGUGGAGGUGCAGACAACGAUGGCUUUGUAUGGGAACGUGCGACAAAAGGACAUUACUAUAGAGUGGCUUAUUCGGCUACAAAUAGGGUUUAUGUUCUGAUUCUUCCCUUUACACCAAAGAAUGGUACUAUGUGGCCAGCUGACUGGGUAAUGGCUCAUCAGAGAGAGUUUCCUGAAAGACACUUGCACCCGCUUGCUCAGAUUCAGUUCGCAGGUCGACAGGCUCCGGCACCAAAUGAUGCACGCGCAUUUCUUGAUCUCAAAUUAGGUGCUAAUUCUCUGGAGAGAUGUCAGAAAAUUGGCCCUAAACUUAUUUAUCCCUAAUUUUGAUGGCAAAAUUUUGCUUUAAAACAAAGGUUUUUGCUUCGCAAUACUUGAUACCAAAAAUUUCCAAAUUGAGAUUUAUGCUUUCGAGCACGGUUAUUUACUAUGUGAUAUUAUUUAAGUUAGAAACAAGGAAACUCAUAGUACUAAUACAGUCGUUAUUUACUAGCCGCGUUACUCUGUAACACCAACACGAUGUGAAUAAUUUAUACUUUAAUAACUAAAUUUUGUCUGGUGUUGACACUCUGUAACCAAACAUUAUGACAUCAAGCAAUGGACGGUAAGGUUGCUGGUGGAGACAAGACGUAUAAUUAUAAAAUUAUACUAAAAAUAUACUUUAUAUAAACACAAAAUUGCAUUGAUGUGAUGACGUAUUUGUUUUCAUUAUGUUUUUAGUAUGAAGUAAUCGAAAAUCAAUUAUGUAAUAUUUUAUUUUUAUGAAAUUUUGGAAAUUAUUAAUAUGUCCUUUAGGUAACAUUAAAUUUAAGAUUUAAACAAUUGUGUUUUUCUGUGAAAUGUAGGAUUAUGUUUGUAAUUAUUUAUUAUUUAGAUAAUAUUAUUGUUCAAGGUUGUAAAGAUCUCUAUCUAGUCAAAGUUUAAAUUUAUAUUUAAGCCAUUUAAUGGUAAUGUUUUGUUUGUUAGAGUUUAAUAAUUUAAAAAUACCGCACAAUUAGGUCAUUAUAGACCUAUUGUUUAUGACAUAAUUGUGCGGUGAUAGGUAUCAACUAAAAUAGAAUCCAGUUGGUCAAUAUAGAUACCGGCAAACAUCUUGACGUCCUUGCGCCUGCGCAGAAAUGAUGUUUAGGUAUCACUGGGAGGUCGGCGGCGGGAGAUUGACGUGUCGAUCGCGUGAUUGGUAAAUCAGUUGACGUUUGUGUCCCGCGCUGCGCAAACUUUCCCCAUCUCCCUUGUUUAAUGCUCAAGAAGUUUGCUGGUAUCUGUACUAGGCAGAAAUGUCCACUGAUUUAAAAAAAAUCAGGUACAUCAGUAUUUUUAUUCGAUUCUGUAACCGUAAUAUAUUUACUAAUAGUUGUAUUUAUCGUAAAUUAUAAGUGACAAAGCGCUAGCAUUCAUGUACAAUCUCUUAUAUUCAUUCAAAAGAUCUUUUAAUUUAAUGUCAAAUGUUAAAAAUUUAUGUAUUAGCAUUUCAAUUUUUUUUACGUGUUGCAUUUGUUUUAUUUAAUUUUAUAGCAAGAAUAGGAAACUCAAGUCCGUUUUCACUAUCACCUCAUAUUUGUUUGUGGCAUUGUUGACAAUAAAUAGAAGGCUCUUUUAUUCAAUGGCAACCUGUAUAAGCAAUACUUUUGUGAUUUAAUAAUUCUAUAAAUAGCUUUAAAAUGCAUCGCUUAAUGGCUAAAAUAAAUAAAAUCAUAUUUUUGAUGUUUUAUUUUGUAUAUAAGUCAAUAUUAAAAACUAAAUAACAGUAAAACAUUAAUAAAUUCAAUCGUCUUCGAACUUCUCAUCGACUACUCCAGUUUGGAA